GUGGUAUAUUGGAGUUUAGGGAACUGAGUGUGAACAUGUCGGCGGGAAGUGAGAUGAGCGGCCCGGUUUCCCCGGCGCCGUCCAUGCCGGUCUGUGUGGCUCUGGGUCUGGUCUCCUUGCUGUGCUUCGUGGCCGGGUUCGGUACCGGGGCGGAGUUCGUGCGUUUCCUGUCAUUCGGGGCUCUGUUGAGGAACAUCAGCGAAGGGCAGGAGGGUGAGUCCCCCCUGCUGUGGCGAGACGCUAUCGGAGACUCUCACUUCCUGCGCUGUCUUGGGAUAAAUAUGGCCUUGCUCCUUGUAUUCGUUUCCCAGCACAGCCUCAUGGCCUGGUCUCCAUUAAAGGAGGGGGUGACUCGGGUGUUUGGUGUUCUUCAGCGCUCCGUUUAUAUACUGUGCACGGCCCUCUCCCUCCAGAUCAUGAUGAGAUACUGGCAGUCCUUCCCACGCGGUCCCUUCCUGUGGAAUGUCCCCACCGGUCAAUGGAGUGCAUUAUUCCCUGUCAUCUGUGCGCUGCUACACACCAUAUCAUGGCUGCUCAUUUUCAGUGUCCUCCUUGUCUUUGAUUACGCAGAGCUCAUGGGCAUUAAGCAGGUGUAUUACCACUGCUUUGGAAUGGGCGACCCCUUGUCUCAUAAGUCGCCCCGUGCUGCCCGUCUGUAUGCCCACCUCAGGCACCCCGUCUUUCUGGAAUUGCUUGUGAUCCUGUGGGUGGUCCCCUCCCUUCCACCCGAUCGCCUUCUCCUGGCCUCCGCCCUCACGCUGUACGUCUGUUGUGUUCAUCGACUGGACGUUAAAGACUACACCUACCUCCGCUCCCAGCUGGAGAAGAAGUUCUCACUGUUCACCCGAGAGGAAGCAAAUGCUGAUCAGGAAUCGUUAUGGAAGAAGGACUGAGAGGAUGGCUUUGUAAUUUGGCUUUU
This is a messenger RNA of Nanorana parkeri, 919 nucleotides long. RefSeq names its product nurim (nuclear envelope membrane protein) (gene NRM). The transcript has 4 exons. Gene Ontology annotation, cellular component: nuclear membrane. Lineage: Eukaryota; Metazoa; Chordata; Amphibia; Anura; Dicroglossidae. The coding region runs from base 36 to 893 and encodes 285 amino acids. The record is from RefSeq and is a predicted model, not a curated record.